GGCCCCCUUACCCAUAAGUUUUGCCGGGUUUCUAUCAAUUCCUCGCUCUUUCGCCUCUUCGCAUCAGCGCUCCGGAUAUUACCCAAAUGAAACUUCUUCCCCCCCAACCGCACAUUCAAUGGGAGGAUGAAAAAGUACAACAACAUUUCGGCCUAAAGAGCCUAUCCAUACAAGAUCAUAUUGGUUAACUACGUUUAACUCCCUACCUACCUAGGCUCCAUAAAUAAAUCAUUAUCAUCAUCAUCAGCAGCAGCAUCAUCAUCUUUAUCAUCAUAGGUCAUGAAUUUAUUUAUUCUCUGAACUCUACUAUCGUUCUGGCAACGCUAAAUAAAUCAAUCAGUGUCGUAAGGAAACGCUGAACCCGUCAUCGAUCUUGCUAUAGAUCUCAUGUCUUCGGCUCCGCUAUUACAUACAAAUAUAUACCCCUUGUCCAUUAUACAGGAUCACCGCUAUAAGAACUAGGUACUACUACGUUUACAGGUUAGGUUCGGCUAGUUCCCCGGCUCGGAGAUAAUAUUUUUUAUUUUUUAUUAUUUUAGUCUGCUUUUGAGCUGUCAAAAUCUAGGCAAAUAGCGUAUCCCGUUUGCUCUUUUCUUUCUUUCUUUACUUCACCAACAAAGCUUAGACAGGCGUACAUCGUUAGUUGACGCCACCAACGAAGAUUUGCUUGGCUUACCUUAGGUACCUACCUAACCUAAAGUAACGUCUUCGAGCGUUUUUGAUUUCUGCGUCCGGAAUCAUGCCGGACCCUGAAGCCGCCACGCUGAACGUCCGCGAUGACGAGAACCCCGAUUUAGAGAAGGGCGCCAAGUCGUCUAGCCACAACACGCGCCGGAGCUCCUUGGCGAGCACCGCGCAAGGCGAGGAUUCUUCGGGGAGUGGAAACAUGCACGCUGCCGCCCCUGCGGCCCCUGGCCGACCAGAUAAUGCCAGGCCCGAGGGCGCGGCACCCCCCGAUCCCGAUGCCCAACCUGCGGAGCCCGAGGCCGGACGCACCAAGUUUCAAACGACCAUUAUCAUCUUCGCGCUGUGCUCGGCGUUGUUUCUUGCUGCCCUCGACGUCACCAUCGUUACUACUGCGAUCCCCACCAUCACCGAGCAAUUCCAGUCCCCGGCCGGUUACACCUGGAUCGGUGCCGCUUAUCUGCUAGCGAACAGCGCUACGGUCCCCAGCUGGGGUAAGAUCAGCGAUAUCUGGGGCCGCAAGCCGGUCCUCUUGGCGUCUGUCGCCAUCUUCUGGAUCGGUUCUCUGAUAUGCGCCUUGAGUAUCAACAUCGGCAUGCUGAUCGCCGCCCGUGCCAUUCAAGGUAUUGGUGGCGGUGGCAUCGUCGUGCUCACUAAUAUCUGUGUUAGCGAUUUGUUCUCCAUCCGCAAGCGAGGCAUGUAUUAUGCUUUCUUCGGCAUGGUCUGGGCUAUAGCUUCUGCGAUUGGACCCGUCUUGGGUGGUGUCUUUACUUCCAAGGUCACUUGGCGUUGGUGUUUCUACGUGAACUUGCCCAUUAGCGGCGUGGGCUUUUUCGUCCUCCUAUUUGUGCUCAAAUUGCACAACCCGCGAACCUCCGUCAGGGAGGGCUUGGCUGCUAUCGAUUGGUUAGGUAGUCUCCUGAUUGUCGGCGGCACUUUAAUGUUCUUGUUCGGGUUAGAAUUCGGCGGUGUUACGUACCCCUGGAAUUCGGCACAGACUAUAUGUCUGAUUGUGUUCGGUGUUGUCACCGUCGGCAUAUUCGUUGCCGUUGAGAAGUGGUACGCCAAGUACCCCGUCAUUCCGCUGCGGCUCUUCCAGUUUGGGAAGAACAUAUCGACUUUCGCCAUCUGCUUGGUUCACGGCGCUGUUUUCAUAUCCGGAAGCUACUACUUGCCGUUGUACUUCCAGGCAGUUUUGGGUGUGUCGUCGCUACUCUCUGGCGUUUACAUAUUACCAUAUGUGCUCUCGCUUUCGUUUAUGUCGAUCGCCUCAGGUAUUUUUAUGAAGAAGACUGGUAAAUAUCUACCAGCCAUCAUCUUUGGCAUGUUCUUCAUGACACUGGGAUUUGGGCUAUUUAUCGAUCUCGGUGCCCAAGAAAACUGGGCCAAGAUCAUCAUCUUCCAAAUUAUUGCUGGUAUCGGCGUGGGACCCAACUUCCAAUCGCCACUCAUCGCCUUACAAACGACGGUCGAACCUCGCGAUAUUGCCGCGGUAACAUCGACUUUUGGAUUCGUGCGUCAACUCUCGACGUCUAUAUCUGUCGUCAUUGGCGGUGUGGUGUUCCAGAACGGAAUGGAGAAACAGUAUCCAACUCUUCUGGCCCAGCUUGGGCCAGAGCUAGCCAACCAACUUUCUGGUGGCAGUGCCGGUGGCAACGUUGGCCUUGUAGCCUCCCUACCCGGCACCCAGGGCGAAAUAGCCCGCGCGGCUUACUGGUACAGUUUGCGCGAUAUGUACAUCAUGUACGCAGCGAUCGCCGGCGUAGGACUUCUCAUCAGCCCAUUCGUCAGCCAGAGAAAGCUCAGCACUCAGCACCAAGAACAUAAGACGGGCCUUCAGAGCCUGCGACCAAACAGAGAGGGUAAUAAGCCCUCGGAAAAGCCUGCUGAGUAGUGGAGGUUUGCUGAGGUUAAGCUUUUCUUUUUUUUUUUUCGGUAUGGGUGACGUAUUGGACGGGAUAACUCGCAUUUUGGGUUUUGAUACGCAUCAACGAUACCUGGGAUCUUGGAUAAUACAUACAAAUUUAGAGGAUGAUAUAACAGCAGGUACAUACCUAACUCAGGUACUCCUGGCUACGAGCUACCUGAUCAUCUGAAGAUAUUCUUGCGAUUACUUAAUACACAUAUAAAUGGAUAUAAUGGAUAUAAUGAAUCAACAUAACUUCAAAACCCAAUAAU
Daldinia caldariorum is the source of this 2862-nucleotide messenger RNA. RefSeq names its product MFS general substrate transporter. The transcript has a single exon. Gene Ontology annotation, biological process: transmembrane transport. The record is from RefSeq and is a predicted model, not a curated record. Lineage: Eukaryota; Fungi; Ascomycota; Sordariomycetes; Xylariales; Hypoxylaceae. The coding region runs from base 740 to 2578 and encodes 612 amino acids. Gene Ontology annotation, molecular function: transmembrane transporter activity.